Messenger RNA from Trifolium pratense (red clover), 2912 nucleotides. RefSeq names its product protein IQ-DOMAIN 6. The coding region runs from base 1304 to 2635 and encodes 443 amino acids. Gene Ontology annotation, molecular function: protein binding. The record is from RefSeq and is a predicted model, not a curated record. The transcript has 5 exons. NCBI's taxonomy places the organism in Eukaryota, Viridiplantae, Streptophyta, Magnoliopsida, Fabales, Fabaceae.
AGUAAAAUAAUACUUACUACUGUACCUAAUAAUAAUGUGAGUAUAUUGCUACUAGUAUACUCCUAUCCUAUGUUUGGUUGCAUUGUCAUUGGAUUCCUAAGAACAUGCACAGCCUUGCACUUGCGGACAUGAAUGCUUCACUAUUCUCGAAAACACAGGAUAGAUAGAUACAAAUAAAUAAGUACUACUGGCUGGUCACCUCAUUUUGAAUUGAAUCCAAAACUAUACGACAAAAAGUAGUAGGAGCCAAAUUUUUAUGAAAAAUGCUAAGAAUUCAAAUACGGAGUAAGUUAUGCAAUUAAAGCUUUAAAAAUCUAAAAAAUAAUCUUCUCAAAACAUUUUUUUUGUUUCUUAUGAUACCAUUAUUUGUCGAAGUUGUUGCUGCUCCGUGCAGUAUCCACGGGAAUGCUCCUCAAAACCAAAUAAGAAAGACAAAAUAUACAAAUCAAUUGUUACAAUGUAGUGCCAAACACUAAUGAAUAAAAAACAAUCUUUUCAAUAAUAAUGAAUUGGUCCAAAUUAUAAGAGUCUUAAUUCUUUUAAUCAAUCGUCAAGGGCGUUAAAUCCUUAUCUCUUGUGUAUGGGAAAAAUUCAGUUGGGAUGAAAGAUCACGCUCUAUAGAUUUCUCGACAGAAUAGAAAUAGUAUAGCUUUUGAAGGGCAUUGUAUGGGGAAUCUGGAAUGCUUGCAUGCUCAUCAGUCAGUGUAUGAGAGGGGUAGAUUUUAACUUCACUUUGUGAGAAACAAACAUCAACUGAUCAAAGAUCUCAUUGUCCCAUUCUACCAUCAUUUUCAUAUUUUUGCACAACUUUCCCUCUCUUUUUUUCCCAGUUGUACCUAUCUCACUUUUUCCAGCUACUGCACCCCAAAACCAAAACGUUUCGUGCCUUUUCAUACACUUUUUUUUUUUAUUUCCCUCUGACUCUCUUUCCUCAACUCAACACCAAAGUUGAUGGACCCCACUUGUUCAAAAACACAAACUCAAAAUUUGAACCGCCGAACGUGAUGUGGCAGUAAUGUUCCAAUUCCAACACAAACGAAUCAUCCAAUCCAACACAACUUGCGGGACCAGUUACUUCAUUUCCCUUCCUUUGUCCGUUCCACGUUUUUUUGAAUUUCAAAUCUCCAUAACACUAAACUACUACUAGUAACUACACCCCCCCACUACAUAACUAUACCCCACUAACCCCUCUCUCUCUCUCUCUCUCUCUGGUCACUUUAUUACACUUCGUUCAAAGACAAGACACAAUCAAAGACACUUUGUUAGUAACAUUCUCUCUCUGCAGUUUCAAACCAGCAGCAACAUGGGUGCUUCAGGAAAAUGGAUGAAAGCAUUAAUCGGAUUCAAGAAACCAGACAAAGAUGAACAUGUGAAAGAAGGAGGGAAGAGUAAGAAAUGGAGAUUAUGGAGAAGUUCAUCAGGUGAUAACAGUUCAUGGAAAGGUUUCAAAACUAACCCCCACAAAGCAGCUUCUGAAGGGUCUGAAUCACCAACUGCAGCAGAAGCUUUCACCGCCGCAGUAGCCACCGUUGUGAGAGCUCAACCUAAGGAUUUUAGACUUGUUAGACAAGAAUGGGCUGCUAUAAGAAUCCAAACUACUUUUCGCGGCUUCUUGGCAAGACGGGCUUUGCGGGCUUUGAAGGCAGUGGUGAGGAUUCAAGCACUUGUCAGGGGUAGACAAGUGAGGAAGCAAGCUGCAGUGACAUUGAGGUGCAUGCAGGCCUUGGUUCGAGUUCAAGCUCGAGUAAGAGCUCGUCGUGUGAGGAUGUCCAUGGAGGGACAAGCCGUGCAGAAUAUGCUCAAUGAGCGACGCAGCAAGCUUGAACUUUUGAAGGAAGCCGAGGAAGGGUGGUGUGAUAGUAUAGGAACAUUGGAAGAUGUUAAAUCAAAAAUACAAAUGAGGCAAGAAGGAGCUUUCAAAAGAGAGAGGGCUCUUGCAUAUUCACUUGCUCAGAAGCAAUGCAGGCCAGCCUCAAGCACUAAUUCACGAACAAAUACCUCAUUUUCAUCUCUCAAGAAUCAUGAAAUGAACAAAGCUAACGGGGGGUGGAGUUGGUUGGAAAGAUGGAUGGCAGCCAAGCCUUGGGAGACUAGAUUGAUGGAACAAUCUCAUGCCGAAAGCUUAAAUAAAACCCCACCACCACCUCCAAAGAAGUUUGUGGAAUCCAUUGUAAGCUCUAAUUCGAAACCAUGCUCAGUCAAAAUCAAGAAGAACAAUGUCACAACAAGGAUUUCUGCUAAGCCUCCUCCCCACAUUGGACAAGCUACUCGUUCGUCAUCAAGUCCUAGUUCUGAGUUUCGGUAUGACGAGAGUUCUGCAUCAUCUUCUAUUUGUACAUCAGCAACACCAAUGUCAGGGAACACUUGUGAAAGGACCGAGGAUAGUAGUAGCAGUUCUAGGCCAAAUUACAUGAACCUGACUCAGUCAACAAAGGCGAAGCUAAAAACCGGUAAUCCAAUGUAUAACAGAGCUCAAAGGCAACAAUCAAUGGAUGAGUUUCAAUUUAUGAAAAGGGCUGCAGUUUUCUCAAAUGCAGAUUCUAAAAGCAUAGCUGCUUCUGAUCAUUCACUCAACUUUUCUAGGCCACUUCACCUACCUACCUACUCGGACAAGAGCUCAGUUAGGCCGCGGUGAAAAAGGGAAAUUGAAGUCAGCUUCAUGGAUGCUCAAAAACAUCUCUUUAUUUAUUUGUUUUUCCAAGAAGUUCAACGUCUUGUUGUUCAGUGUAUUUUAAUCAAGUUAGUUAGCGAGUUUGAAGUAGAACUAGAAGUUGUUUAUGUCCUUGAUGUUAGUUGUGAACGGGGAUCUCCAUUUGUAUAAUUGUUAAUUUGUGAGUAUUGAUAAUACUCAGCCUGGAGAGUUUAUCUUCGAUGAAUUGUCAAUUUAUGUGAAAACCACAUUUUGUUAACAA